GCGGCCGGGGCGCUCCCGCCGCUCCCGCCGCUCCCGCCGCUCCCGCCGCUUCCCCGCCGCGCUCCCGCCGCUCCCGCCGCUCCCGCCGCUCCGCCCGCCAUGGCGCGGGGAACGCGCCGCUCGCCGCUCCCGCCGCGGGGCCGGCGCCGCCCGGCAGUCAGAGCUGGAGGUAUGAGAGUGUCUAAAAAGCAAGAAAACGGACCGGUGGAGAAAAACGCUAAAGCUGCAGGAAAAGAAAACGCGAGCGCCGUCGCCAGUUUUGCGAGAACUCGGCCCAUGGGUGUGCUGCUGGCCGAAGUGCUGAGCAAAAUGAGCCACAAAAUUCAUGCAGCAGCGUUACAAGUCGCUCACCAGAAGCCACGGCCUGCCUUGGAGAAGUUCACACUGCCUAGAAGAAUUCGCAUUAUUCAACAGCCACAGAAAUGUUAAGAUACUUAUUAAAAUACUCAUGUUUACUUAAAAUUGAGUUUCUGUUCUGACUAGCACUGAGCACACUGGGGUGAAAUGAUUAAAAGCUGUGCCUGGUAUUGUACUAUAUUUCUGCUACUGACAAUAAAAUACUUAAGAAGAAGA
Columba livia (rock pigeon) is the source of this 573-nucleotide messenger RNA. It is a transcript of the gene DAPL1, whose product is annotated as death associated protein like 1. The record is from RefSeq and is a predicted model, not a curated record. Lineage: Eukaryota; Metazoa; Chordata; Aves; Columbiformes; Columbidae. Bases 100 to 429 code for a protein of 109 amino acids. Gene Ontology annotation, biological process: cellular response to amino acid starvation; apoptotic signaling pathway; negative regulation of autophagy. The transcript is spliced from 4 exons. Gene Ontology annotation, molecular function: death domain binding.